AUUAGUUAAAGUAUUAUAAUUGGUAGAGAGAGAGUUCAUAGUUACUGCCUUCCAUCAAAAGAGAGCUUAAAGCUUUGAAUUGGAAAAAAAGAAAUAAAAAAUCAAAAUAAUAAUGAAAACCCAAAGCAGAUCCUCCGUUUGUUGAUGGUUUGUGCUUUCUUCUUUCUUACCUACCAGAAGAAGAAGUAGCAGAAACUGAAGCCAAACCGGAAGUCAAAUCGGGAUUUGGGCUUGGGUUUACCCGUCAUUUUAGCUUACGUCGCCGUUUUGAUGCUCUUUUUCUCAUCCGGUGACGGCGUUACUGCUGAUUUCGGUAAAUGGAUCUUAUUUGGGCGAGCUAGCACUGGCACCGGUGGCGGCGGUUUCUGGUCUUCUAACUCGGUGGUUUCAACUUCGGUAUAGCGAUCGCCGUCACUGCCGUAGCUGGCAUCGCCGUCGCCGCAACCGUCGUCUACUCUUGUAGAUAAAAAAAAAAAGGAAAAGAAAGAAAAAAACAAUUCUACAAAAAAAAAGGUUCAUUCUCAUUCAAAAUCACUUCCAUCAUUACCGCAGCAUAGGGAGCUUAGAUUGAUUUUGGAUAUUAAUUAGGUAAAGUAAGACACAUAGAAAUCGAUAUGCUUACGGAACAGAAACCGUUAAUGCGAGCUUUGCGGCGAAUUCACACAUCUUCAUCGCAAUCAACGUCAUCGUCCUCCUCAUCGUCGUCAAAUACUUCAUCUUCUUCAUCGUCGUCGUGGAUUCAUUUGCGAUCGGUUUUAUUAGUCGUUGCUUCUUCCUCUUCCUCGUCAUCUUCCUCAUCUUCUUCCCAACAAAUUCCGACUGAUCGGGGUAGCCUAAAAUCACCUUGGUCCCACAGGAGAAGAAAACAUGCCCUUCUACCUAAACAAUGGAGGAAUUUGUUCACUGCUGAUGGGAAACUCAUUGAUGGUGGUGUCAAGUUUCUGAAAAAAAUUCGAAGUGGAGGUGUUGAUCCAAGUAUUAGAGCAGAGGUGUGGCCAUUCCUCCUCGGAAUAUACGACUUCAACAGUUCAAAGGAAGAAAGAGAUUCCUUGAGAAGUCAGAAACGAAAAGAGUAUGAAAGAUUGCGUAAGCGGUGCCACCAAAUCCUUAAACGUACUGAGAAGAGUGUUAAGUUGAAGGGAACUGCUGGAAACGUCUGCAAUGAAGACAAUGAGUGUUUCAGUCAAGUUUUUGAUUCUCCAGGCUUGGAGGAUAUGGUUAGUGGUAGGAGGUCCCACUCCACCGAGGGAGGAAGCCCUGUGUUUGAUGAUUCUGAUCACCGCGUCUGUGAUCAUAGUCAUCCAACCUCUUUAUCUUCUGAUUCAUUUCUGGAGGGAGAGGUUGGUAAGAGAGUAGUCAUUAGUCAAGAUGCCUGUACUGGUGAGACAGAAUCAUCUGAUUCUGACUCCUCUGAAGAAGAUGAAAACACACCUCUCCUUUCCUCUGAAAUAAUCGAGGAAAAUGAUAUUCAUAAAGAUGAUAAUGGUAGUUCCUCUCCCUCCCAGAUAGAAGGCAGGUCUGCAACCCCCACUGAUGAAGAUUUUGCCACAUGGCGGAGAAUUAUCCUCCUUGAUGCAGUGAGGGCAAAUGAUGACUGGAUCAUUUACUCUCCAUCUCAGGCUUCAGUAUCCACAAUGAAAGCACAAAGGUUAGCUGAGAGUGUUGGGUUGAAAGAUUAUGAUGAUUUAGAGCCAUGCAGGAUUUUUCAUGCAGCUCGCCUGGUUUCUAUUCUCGAGGCUUAUGCCCUUUACGAUCCCGAGAUAGGUUACUGCCAAGGGAUGAGUGAUCUGCUCUCUCCAAUCAUCUCAGUGGUAGAGGAUGACUCUGAGGCCUUCUGGUGCUUUGCAGGUUUCAUGAAAAGAGCUCGUCACAAUUUCCGACUUGAUGAGGUGGGGAUUAGAAGACAGUUAAACAUUGUCUCCAAGAUUAUCAAGUGUAAGGAUAACCAUCUAUAUAGACACCUCGAGAAGCUUCAAGCUGAAGACUGCUUUUUUGUGUAUAGGAUGGUUGUAGUACUUUUCAGGAGGGAAUUGAACUUUGAGCAGACACUUUGCCUCUGGGAAGUGAUGUGGGCAGACCAAGCAGCUAUCCGUGCCGGCAUUGCAAGGUCUGCUUGGGGGAGGAUGAGACUUCGUGCUCCCCCUACUGAUGAUCUCCUGCUUUAUGCAAUAGCAGCAUGUGUUUUGCAAAGGAGGAAGUUAAUCAUAGAAAAGUAUAGCAGCAUGGAUGAGAUAAUGAGAGAAUGCAAUAGUAUGGCCGGACAUCUGGAUGUCUGGAAACUUCUCGACGAUGCCCAUGAUUUAGUGGUCAACCUACAUGACAAGAUUUAAGACCAAACCACUCUGCCUGCCCUUUUUUUUCACUGAUUUUUCCCCAACUCAACUCCUUGCUACAUUUAUGGAACCCUAAAUUAAAGAAGGGAUCCAAGUUAUUUGACAUUUCAGCCUGAAACAAAGUGUUUUGAUAGGCGAAUACCCUGAACCAAGUAAAUUAUGGGAUUUACAUCUACUAUGUUAUAUUGCCCGCACUCGAUACUUCAUCUGGGUGAUGGUGGCAAACGCUGAGAAAUCAGCUAUUUAAAAUGUUUUUAGCUUUGUUUGCUUGCAAUUAUUGAAAUGACAGAAACUUGCCAACUUCUACUGUU
Messenger RNA from Gossypium raimondii (Peruvian cotton), 2644 nucleotides. Its product is annotated as rab GTPase-activating protein 22. Bases 615 to 2330 code for a protein of 571 amino acids. Gene Ontology annotation, molecular function: GTPase activator activity. Lineage: Eukaryota; Viridiplantae; Streptophyta; Magnoliopsida; Malvales; Malvaceae. The transcript is spliced from 5 exons. Gene Ontology annotation, biological process: activation of GTPase activity. The record is from RefSeq and is a predicted model, not a curated record.